Bathycoccus prasinos is the source of this 828-nucleotide messenger RNA. RefSeq lists its product as hypothetical. Lineage: Eukaryota; Viridiplantae; Chlorophyta; Mamiellophyceae; Mamiellales; Bathycoccaceae. Bases 1 to 828 code for a protein of 275 amino acids. The transcript has a single exon. Gene Ontology annotation, molecular function: S-adenosylmethionine-dependent methyltransferase activity. The record is from RefSeq and is a predicted model, not a curated record.
AUGAGUUUUAUUCGCUUGUUUCUGACGACUGGAUUGGCGACGGCGACGGCAUCGGUAGGCCUGUGCGUCGGGUACGGCGUCGCGCUCGGACCACCUUCGGGAAAUUGUUGUUGUUCUCGUCGUGAUGAGAGCACAAAAAAGAAGACACCGUCGAAAGCAUCAUCGGUCGAAACGUACGACAAAUUGGCGAAAACGUUUGACGACGAAUUGAACUUUCACGAGUUUUUCACCGGCAUUGAUUUCUUGCGCACGCGUUUAGUUCGGAGAGCAAAGAAAGGAGACGUGUUGGAAGCGGCGUGUGGAACUGGGCGGAAUUUGAACAAGUAUCCGUUUGGGGAGAAGAUGUUGAAGCGCGUGGUGUUGACGGACGCGUCGGGGGCGAUGGUGAAGGAAACGAGAGAGAAAAUUUUUCUUCAUUCGCGGGUAGGUAACGAUGGAACAACUGAAAUCAAAGCAGAAGUGGACGACGCGACGCGGAUGAAACAGAAAUCGAACAGUUUUGAUUACGUCGUGAUGACGUUUGGACUUUGCUCCACGGCGAAUCCAGGGAAGGUUGUGAAGGAGCUCGCGAGGGUGACGAAACCAAACGGCGAGAUAUUGAUGUUGGAACACGGACGUCCCCCAGAAGGAAGCGUGCACGACUAUUGGCUCUCGAACAUCUUAGACGCGCACGUUGAUAUGCACGAAAAGAAGUGGGGAUGCGCUUGGAAUAAGGACAUAGAAAAGAUAGUCAGGGAGAGCGUAGGAGAUACUUGCGACGUGGUUACGUUCGAUCGAUGGCAUUUUGGAACAACCUCGUACAUAGUGUUAAGGAAGCGAGAAUUGUAG